AUGAAGACUCCAAAAAGUGGAAGAAAGGCUAUAUUUUCUCAAGAACAAGAAGUUGAACUAGUGGAUCAUAUUUUGAAAUGCAGUAAACAAUUUUAUGGUUUGACUAUUGAGAUGGUCCGCAAAAUAGCCUUCAAAUUUGCCGAAGUAAAUAAUUUAAAGCACAAUUUUGACAAAAAAACCCAAAUGGCAGGUAAGGACUGGUUCUACGCGUUCAAGAAAAGGAAUCCUAAUAUUUCACUUCGUAGACCUGAGUCUACUUCCAUUAAUAGAAUCACUGCCUUUAACGAAACAGAAGUGAAAAUGUUUUUCAAUAACUUGGAAUCACUGCAAACAAAAUAUCAAUUUGAUGCCAAUCGCAUAUAUAAUGUUGAUGAAACCGGCAUUUCUAACGUGCAGAGAAAUUCCAGGAUACUAGCUCCAAAAGGCCAAAAGCAAGUCGGUAUGAUAUCUAGUGGUGAAAAAGGAACUACAAUAACAGUUGUUUGCGCAUUCAGUGCCUCAGGGAAUUAUAUUCCUCCGUUUUUCAUUUUUAAGAGGAAAAGAAUGAAUGCUCAAUUGUUGCGUGGAGGCAAUUCUGGUAUGAUAGCAGCAGUUAGCGAUUCGGGUUGGAUAAAUGAAAACCUCUUUGUUGAUUGGUUACAUCAUUUUAUCUCAAAUGCAAAGCCAUCUGUUGAAAAACCAAUUCUACUUGUUUUAGAUAACCACGAAAGUCACGUUAGCCUUGCUUGCUAUCUGCUUUGUCGCAAGAAUGGAAUAAUACUGUUAUCUCUUCCACCGCAUACGUCACAUCGAAUGCAACCUCUGGAUUUAACAUACUUUGGACCCCUCAAGACUGCAUAUAACCGCGAAUGUGAUUUAUACAUGGCAUCCAACGUAGGCCAAAGGAUUACUCAGUACGAAGUCGUUGAACUUUUCACUAAAGCCUUCAAUCGGAUCAGCAAUAUUGAGAAAGCAGCAAGUGGGUUCCGGGCAGCUGGUAUUUGGCCAUUAGAUACAACAAAAUUUGAUGAAGAUUUCAUAGAAGCGACAUUGCCUGAGACUCAUUCAAUAUCCUCGUCAAAUGUUCAACCACCAGAGGAUGAGGAAACACAAUUAUCAAAAGAGAAAAGACUUAUAACACCUGAAGCUCAGUUGAUAAAGCCAUUCAGCCAAGUAUCUCAGUUGGACGAAUCAAUUCCACUUCAGGAAAUUGUAACUGUUCCCCAAAUAUCACAACUCAAAACAAGACAUACUUCUAGAAAGAGGCAUUCAAUUAUAAUAACCAGCACCCCCAUGAAAGAUGCUUUAGAAGAAAAAGAACAAAAAAGAAAGAAAAAACAGCAUAUUAAAGUCAAUGAAAAGAUUAACAGUAAAAAUAGAAGUAAUAAAUGCGUGAAGAAUCUGAAAGCAUUUUAA
Messenger RNA from Melitaea cinxia (Glanville fritillary), 1395 nucleotides. Its product is annotated as MFS-type transporter clz9-like. Gene Ontology annotation, molecular function: DNA binding. NCBI's taxonomy places the organism in Eukaryota, Metazoa, Arthropoda, Insecta, Lepidoptera, Nymphalidae. The record is from RefSeq and is a predicted model, not a curated record. Bases 1 to 1395 code for a protein of 464 amino acids. Gene Ontology annotation, cellular component: nucleus. The transcript has a single exon.